Messenger RNA from Herpailurus yagouaroundi (jaguarundi), 5739 nucleotides. RefSeq names its product potassium voltage-gated channel subfamily A member 4 (gene KCNA4). Bases 1187 to 3154 code for a protein of 655 amino acids. The record is from RefSeq and is a predicted model, not a curated record. Gene Ontology annotation, biological process: action potential; potassium ion transmembrane transport; protein homooligomerization. Gene Ontology annotation, cellular component: voltage-gated potassium channel complex; axon; membrane. NCBI's taxonomy places the organism in Eukaryota, Metazoa, Chordata, Mammalia, Carnivora, Felidae. Gene Ontology annotation, molecular function: potassium ion binding; protein binding; delayed rectifier potassium channel activity. The transcript is spliced from 2 exons.
CGUGUGCUGCUUCUGCAGCCAGCGAGAGAGGGAGAGGGAUGGAUAUUGGAGGAGGAAUUUGGGCUUAACAAGUGAUCGCUGCUGUCUAGGAUUUUCUUUUUCUGGGGAACCUUGACUUCCUUUCCCAAUCGUGCCCACCUGUGCUGAACUCCAGAGGAACCAGAAGUGUUGGGGUCUUCCUCGGGGCAGCCCUGAUCCCCACCCUGGGCUCCAGCAGCGAGGACUCUGUGCCCCCAGGCAACAGAACUUGUUCCGUGGAUAUUUUGCAGCUUCCACCUGCCGCACCGGAGUGAUUCCUUCUACCCCCAAGAACAUUCUUCCCCUCCUCCAGCUGUUGCAGCUUGAGGGGAAAGACAAACCGAGCGGGGGUUUUCUUUAUAUUUAUUUUUCACUCCGCCUGGGAACGGUGAAGUACUUCUUCUGCAUGAUUUUAGCUGAAGGAUGCUCUGCAUUUCCUUGAUUUCUAUGGAGACCUCAGAGCUGGGUUUGCUCCUGCUGACACCUCAUCUUGUACCUUCUCUACCUCCCAAGGUCUUUGCCUCUCUCAAUAGCUUGGCAUUGCCCCUGGGUCCAGGAAGCCUAUGAUGAACUUAAGGGGAGCACCUGGAGAAUCAUCCUGAUAGGCUUUGAGCAGCAAUGGCUGGACAUACUUCAAGCCACAUGUUAACAUGGGUCAAGCCAUCACUAGAAGGCAAGUGCUAAGACUAAAGGCUUAUUUGCAUUUUAUUUAAAUUUGAUGGACUGAGCUUUGGACAAUUUCCAUGGCAGAAAAAUAUAUUCCAUUUUCUAGGCACAACUGCUGGCUGUCAGACACUUGCUGCCUUUGAAUCUUGCAGCAUCAUCACCAACCACCCUAGACGUAUUUCCAAAUUUGAACAGCCACCCUGAAACAGGUGUUUGGGAGACCCCAACAUUUUCUGACUUAGGCCUGAGAGUGCUAGGUUGUUUAUCUAGACCAGCCAAGCUCCGGAGAGCAAUGUUGAAUCCCUGGGAACAGAGAGCAUGGGGCGUGCUGAUUUAAAAACAGAAAAUGCAAAGUUGGACUGAAAAUAUCCUUAGUCUUCCAAGCAAUCUGCUUAAGGGUUCCAAACUUACCUUCAUUUGGUGACAAAAGAAGCUGCCCUAUUUUUCUUUCUUCUUCUUCUUCUUCUACAACUGGAACCAGCCAUUUCCAAAAACCACCACCAUGGAGGUUGCAAUGGUGAGUGCGGAGAGCUCAGGGUGCAACAGUCACAUGCCUUAUGGUUACGCGGCCCAGGCUAGGGCACGGGAGCGGGAGAGGCUUGCUCACUCGAGGGCAGCUGCGGCAGCCGCCGUGGCAGCUGCCACAGCUGCUGUGGAGGGCAGUGGGGGUUCUGGAGGGAGCUCCCACCACCACCACCAGUCGCGUGGGGCCUGCACCUCCCAUGACCCUCAGGGCAGCCGGGGUAGUCGGAGGAGGAGGCGCCAGCGGCCUGAGAAGAGGAGAGUCCACCACCGCCAGAGCAGCUUUCCUCAUUGCUCCGACCUGAUGCCCAGUGGCUCUGAGGAGAAGAUUCUGAGGGAACUGAGUGAGGAAGAGGAAGAGGAGGAGGAGGAGGAGGAGGAGGAGGAAGAGGAAGGAAGGUUUUACUAUAGUGAGGAUGACCAUGGUGAUGAAUGUUCCUACACGGACCUGCUGCCCCAGGAUGACGGGGGCGGCGGUGGCUAUAGUUCAGUCCGCUACAGUGACUGUUGUGAACGUGUGGUGAUAAAUGUGUCGGGCCUGCGCUUUGAGACCCAGAUGAAGACUCUGGCCCAGUUUCCAGAGACUUUGUUGGGAGACCCUGAGAAGAGGACUCAGUACUUUGACCCUUUGCGUAAUGAGUAUUUUUUUGACAGAAACAGGCCUAGCUUUGAUGCCAUCUUAUAUUAUUACCAAUCAGGAGGCCGCCUCAAGAGGCCAGUCAAUGUCCCCUUUGAUAUCUUCACUGAGGAGGUGAAGUUCUAUCAGUUGGGAGAGGAGGCCCUGCUCAAGUUUCGGGAGGACGAGGGCUUUGUGAGAGAAGAGGAGGACAGGGCCUUGCCAGAGAAUGAAUUUAAAAAGCAGAUUUGGCUUCUGUUUGAGUAUCCGGAGAGUUCCAGUCCAGCAAGGGGCAUAGCCAUCGUCUCGGUCCUGGUCAUCUUAAUCUCCAUUGUCAUUUUCUGCCUGGAAACUUUACCUGAGUUUAGGGACGACAGGGAUCUCAUCAUGGCACUGAGUGCAGGCGGGCACAGUGGGUUGUUGAAUGACACCUCGGCACCCCACCUAGAGAACUCAGGGCACACCAUCUUCAACGACCCCUUCUUCAUUGUGGAGACAGUCUGUAUUGUUUGGUUUUCCUUCGAGUUUGUGGUUCGCUGCUUUGCUUGUCCCAGCCAAGCACUCUUCUUCAAAAACAUCAUGAACAUCAUUGACAUUGUAUCCAUUUUGCCUUACUUCAUCACCCUGGGCACUGAUCUGGCCCAGCAGCAGGGGGGUGGCAACGGUCAGCAGCAGCAGGCCAUGUCCUUCGCUAUCCUCAGGAUCAUCCGUCUGGUCCGAGUAUUCCGGAUCUUCAAACUCUCCAGGCAUUCCAAAGGCCUGCAGAUCCUGGGCCACACCCUCAGAGCCAGCAUGCGGGAGCUGGGACUUCUGAUCUUCUUCCUCUUCAUUGGGGUCAUCCUGUUUUCCAGUGCUGUGUAUUUCGCAGAGGCAGAUGAACCUACCACCCAUUUCCAAAGCAUCCCAGAUGCGUUUUGGUGGGCCGUGGUGACCAUGACAACUGUGGGCUAUGGGGACAUGAAGCCCAUCACUGUGGGGGGCAAGAUCGUGGGGUCCCUGUGUGCCAUUGCAGGUGUCUUAACCAUUGCUUUGCCAGUGCCAGUGAUUGUCUCUAACUUUAACUAUUUCUACCACAGAGAGACUGAGAAUGAGGAACAGACACAGCUGACACAGAACGCAGUCAGUUGCCCAUACCUCCCUUCUAAUUUGCUGAAGAAAUUCCGGAGCUCUACUUCUUCUUCCCUGGGGGACAAGUCAGAGUAUCUAGAGAUGGAAGAAGGAGUUAAGGAAUCUCUCUGUGCAAAGGAGGAGAAGUGUCAGGGAAAGGGGGACGACAGUGAGACAGAUAAAAACAACUGUUCUAAUGCGAAGGCUGUGGAGACUGAUGUGUGAAUCUUGUUCUCCACCUGCCACUGCCUCCCCCCCACCCCCAGCCCCAGUAUCUCCAAAUAUAUUUAUGCAUAGAGAGUGGAGUUAUGAAAAUGAAAUAUGCAAACGAAUCUAAUGCAUAUAGUAGUACACCAUUUAAUGGUUAUACGUGACAUAAUUGUUACUCAACUUGUAUUACAUAUCAAAUAAAUGAUACAUCUUGGAGAAGAGGGAGGCUAAAAUAGGAGCAAAUCUUAUCUUUAUAUUUUUUAUUAGAAUGCAAGAAUUUUGCACACUAACUGGAAAAGAUGUUAAAAGUAAAGGUGGUUCUGUGGAGAGAAGGUAUAUGUGUGUUUGUGUGUGUGUGUGUGUGUGUGCACGCGCACACGUGCUGCGUGCGUGUAUGUGCAAGUAAAUUGUCAACAUUGUUAGUAAUUGUGCAGUGAUGGGAAGAGUUGGCAUUUUGAAGUAUUUACUAUGUAAGAACUAAUGAAUUUGAGCAGUCAUUUAUCAGUGAUCUGAUAGCAUCUCAUGUCUUUGGAUUCCAUAGUUGUUUUUUUAAAAUUGUAAGAAUUACUGUGUAGGGGAAAAAAAAAGGAAAGUGAAUUAUUUAAUAGAAUAUAGGUCACAGUUUUAUCUUGGAUUUAAUUAAAGUUUAUUUUUAACUGGAAAUUAACUUUUAAAAAGGCUUCAGGGGCCUUUAGAAAUUGAUUAUAUUUUAUUAUUAAUUUGGGGGAAGAUAUGACAGCAAAUGCCUAACAAUAAUGGAAGAAGUGAAAUCGGAGAAAAUGUAACAAGUUUUGUUCACAGAUAACAGGACUGGAAUUUUUUUUUUCCUUUGCACUACUUUAUAUGAUGGAGAUUGAGAGAGACUUCCUACUGUGAGUGUUUACUAAUGUAACAGUUCAGUGACAAUCAUUGGAAGAAUGAUUUCUUAGUCUUAUUUUAUGUUCUCUUCUUUUCUUUGUGUGAGACUAAUGGCCACGCAGAUAACAGCACAUGGUUCCCUUCUUUUAAAAUCUAAAUAACUGAUCUGCAAAGGGACUCUGAAGUAAAAUUUAGCAACGGAAUCUUUUAGAAAUUGGACUGUGACAAUGAUGCUUCUGACACCAUACUAUUUUAAUUAUUCUUCUGCCUUUUAAAUGCGGAAUAAUUUAACCAAAGUUAAUGCAUGCACUGAAAGAAUUCUUGAAGAAAAUAAGAUGCCCAGCAGCUACAGUGAUUAUGGCUUAAGAGCUUUCUAUUAAAUGUGCAACGUAAAUGCUAGAUUUAUUAAGUUUAUUUCUUUGUGCAGCUGCAUAAAGGCACAGGGUGGGGAUUCACCUCAGAAUUUAGCAUUCCACUUGCUAAAAAUGAUACAAAGAAGGAUUGUGUCAAAACAUUUGGUUUCAAUAUCACCAUCGCUAUCAGUUUUGUAAAGGGAACUUGUGACACAUGUAACUGCACUUAAAUCAUGACAAGAUGUUCUAGAAUGUGAGGUAACAGCUAGUAAUCGGACUUACACUAGUAAGUCAUAAUGAGAUAUAGAGUAGCAAAUUUAGAAUGCAUAAGAGGCCUUAUUCUCUAAUGUUUCUUCAACAUCUAUUCUUUAUAAAAUGGUUGUCCUGAGGUUUGGGAAAAAUAUACUAUGUAGCACAUAAUGAACUCUGACAACUGUGAAUUAAAAAAAAAGAAAAAAGAAAGGAAGAAAAGAAUGAUCAAGAAUAGCUUUUCUCAAGCUUUUAAAUCCCAGGCCAUCAUUUGAUAAUAACAUAAAUCUUUAAUGAUAUUUGAAAUUCAAAAUAAAUCCAUGUUAGAUUUAAAAGCAAAGUUACACGCUUCUCCCCACCCCAUCCCCACCAGUUAAAGAAAAAUACCUUUCAAGAAUACCUGUUGGAGAAUGAAAGGCAGUAAGCGGGGGGAGUUGAUUGAAUGUUCUGACCAAAGAUCUCCAGUAGACAAUAGUGAAUGAUAAAACAAGGAUAUGCAAUCUUGUAAUAAGAUUUCAAAGACGUCAUUUUAAUAUAUUUUGGAUUUGAAGCAAAAAUAUAACAAACAGACUAGGAGUAAGGCUAUCUGGGUUGGUCACUAUUCAUUUGAAAAAGUCACCAUUAAUCUCCACACCCCAAUUUCCUCAUUAGUAAAAAAAGAAAAAAAGGGCACAUAAAGGCUUUCGUUACUUCAUAGAAUUGUUAUGGAAAGCAAAUAGCAUGUGAUAACUCAGAAAUGCCUAGUUCCAUAUAAAUGCCUGAUGUUAUGUCCACAUUGCUUAAUCUUCCUCUGGAAAGAGAAGAAUUAGAACCCCUGUGUUAUGGGGCACCAGGGUGGCUCAGUCCGCUGAGCUUGGGACCUUGGCACAGGCCAUGAUUUCCUGGUGCCUGAGUUCAGGCCCCUCAUGGACUCACUGAUGUCAGUGAGGAACCUGCUUUGGAUCCUCUGUCCUCCUCUCUCUGCUCCUCCCCCACUUGUGCUCUCUCAAAAAUAAACAAACAUUAAACAAAAGUUAAAAAAAAAAAAAAAAAAAAAAAAAAAAGAACCCAGGAGUUACAUCUGCUUUAUUAGGAUGUCGUGAAAAUCAUGGGUAAUUUCUUUAAUUUUGAGCUCCUUACAGGAAGUGGAUAUGCAGACAC